AUGGCAGAGUUGAUUCCAUACCUAUCGCCUCAAGAGCAGGAGGCCAUACUGGAUGGUCCUGCUCUUGCACCACCCGAAGGAGUCAUUCCCCAGUUUGACAACCCGCCGAAUAACAAUGCUCUGGCUCAUGGCGUCCUAUCCGCGUGUGUCGCCAUCUCUACCGUGUGUCUCUUAAUUCGUGCCUAUGCGAGAGUAUUCCUAUUCAAGCAACUCAAAAUCGAGGACUAUCUGAUAGUCGUUGCAUAUGCGAAUUACCUUGGCUGGAUUGUCUAUUCAUUCCUUUUGUCUAAGACUCCCGGUUACUUCGUUCACCAAUGGGACCUCCAUCUCCGGGACAUGAUAGCGACUGUUUUAUACAUUCACUAUGCAGGCGUUUUCUAUUCCAUUACUCUGCCGCUGCUCAAAAUAUCCAUCCUGAUAGAAUGGUCUCGAAUGUUUGUCCCUAGGGGCACACGCAAUGCAUUUAUGUGGGCGUGCUACAUCGUGAUAACUGUGCAAAUCAUGGCCAUGAUCGGAAUUGUAUUUGCUCUGUGUUUCGUGUGCAUCCCGUACGAAAAGAUCUGGAAUAUCACCCUCAAGGGCCAUUGCUUCAACAAGCUCAACAUCGAUAUCGGAGCCGCUUGUGUUCAUCUCUGCACCGAUAUCGUCAUCUUGAUUCUCCCUCAGAGGCCCAUCUGGAGGUUGCAGAUGUCGUUCAGGAAGAGAUUGGGUGUUUCAGUCUUCUUCUCCCUAGGUAUACUUGCUUGUAUAUCCGCUGGAUUUCGAUUAGCCGUAACGCUUACAUAUGCCCACCAACCGGAUCAAACCUCGACCUUCGGCCCUGUCAUCUUCUGGGCCACCGCAGAGAUGACAUGCGGAUUUGUUAUUGCAUGCUUGCCGUCUACGCCCAAGAUUCUCAAGGAUCACGGUAUUCUUCGAAAGAUGAAGAAGGCGAUGAGAUCAGUUGUUGGAUUGACGAACACCACAUCGAAGGGCACCGCCAGCAAGCUCCCCAUAUCUUCAAGCACCAAUCCGGCGAGCACGUACCGCAAGCUUGGCGAAUACGGAGAAUACGGCGUGGAGAUGAGAAACAUCAAAACAUCAGAGUCGACAGAACAACUUCGAUUCGAGAAUGGCCAUGCUGAACAAGGCAUCCUCCGCACUACUCGAGUCACAAUCAAGGAGGAAUAUGCAAAGGAUGUCGACGAGGAUGUUCUGAAUCCCAAUGCUGCCUGGAACAAGGAAACUAAUGUGUGAUUACUAAGCCA
Hypoxylon fragiforme is the source of this 1247-nucleotide messenger RNA. RefSeq lists its product as uncharacterized. The coding region runs from base 1 to 1236 and encodes 411 amino acids. The record is from RefSeq and is a predicted model, not a curated record. Lineage: Eukaryota; Fungi; Ascomycota; Sordariomycetes; Xylariales; Hypoxylaceae. The transcript is spliced from 5 exons.